Molecule: messenger RNA, 1931 nt
Organism: Anopheles aquasalis
Lineage: Eukaryota; Metazoa; Arthropoda; Insecta; Diptera; Culicidae
Product: trafficking protein particle complex subunit 3-like
Biological process (GO): regulation of DNA-templated transcription; Golgi vesicle transport
Cellular component (GO): TRAPP complex; CCAAT-binding factor complex
Molecular function (GO): DNA-binding transcription factor activity; DNA binding
Source: RefSeq, a predicted model, not a curated record
GGAUACAUUCAUCCAGGAAAAAUCCAAUUUCCUUAUUAUUUUAAUCCCGUAACUUCAGCCAAAAGCAACACUCUAGCAACACUUUUGCCAACGUUGCUUGAUGCAUCCAGUGUGCGAAGGCUUGAGCUGUCAAAUCCGAGAAAAAGAAGAAAAAGAAGUAGCGAACGUUUACGUUUUGGAGUGCGUCGCCGAGUAAUUUUUCCACCCUUUUGUUUCCCGUGGCCUAAGAAUCCCCGGUGCCGAAAUAAACGAUGUCGCGGCAAAACACACGCCUGGAUACGAAGAAAGUGUGGUAAAUUCUAAUGCCCCGGGAGUGUGCGUUGCUUGUAUGUGUGCUUGUGUCUGUGUGUAGUUCGUGUGUAUCCUGCGAAAGGCUCCAGCAGCAUCCUAGCAGCAUAGGCGGCUGAGUCCCCGAGGAGUGCGCGCUCGAUUGGCCUCAGUGUUGGAUCUGGAAUGAUCUGGAGGGCGGAAACCGAGGGAGGAACGGUCGAUGUGAAACAAGGCAAAGAGUAGAGGCUAGCAGCGGGCUUUCCGACCUUCAGUAAAAGAACUCAAUUUCGAACAAUGAUAAGCAUGAAUAAUAGCGCAACGAUUGCGAACGGUUACAGUGGUGUGACGCUGUCCGAUCUGAAUGGUGCGACGACGGCGACAGCGGCGGCGGCUCCCGGGACCACCACCGGGGGCAUCCAGCUGGUGCAGCUCGGUCAGAUGAUGCCGGAUGGGGCGACGCAGCAAAUAUUCGUACCGAAUUUGCAGCAGCUGAACACUGGCGGACAACAAUCGAUACAGGUCAUUCCGAUCGGAUCCUUUCCCCAGCAAACGAUGACCGUGGCACCGGCGGGUACUGCGGCCGGAACCACACUCCAAGCGGCGGCGGCCGCUGCGCCGCAACAGCAACAAUACAUCCAGUAUUCGCUCGAUGGUGGGCAAACGUACGUGUACCAGGCGAUUGCUGCCCCGGAACAAACCUACCAGAAUGUGAGUCUUCCGAUCGUUCAGCUGCCGGCCGGACAAACGCUCGGUGCUCCGGGGACAGCGCUUACCUUUGCGCCCGCCGUCAACCACGCGAUGGCAUCGAUGCAGCAGCAAGCCACCGCCAACACCACCACCAUCGAUGCGAGCGCACUACAAAACAUUAUAGCGGCUCCGGUCACGAUAGCGUCACCAUAUCAAACGGCCGCAUCCGUCCCGGACGCUCAUAAAGCUGACGUGGUCGCGCACGCUGUAAGUCCCAGCCUGGCAACGCAGCAACACCACCAGCAGCAGCAGCAGCAACAGCAUCAACAACAGCAGGCCAUAUUCCAGACGGCAACCGUCUCCCUAGCUAGCCCCGAGCAAGCAGCAGCAGUUAGCACCGUUACCAUACCGACGCCACAGGUUGCUGUGCCUGGUGGAAGCGCAACGGCAGUGACGGCGACUGUGAUCCAACCGACGGAACUGGACACGGACCAGGAACCACUGUACGUGAACGCCAAGCAGUACAACCGAAUACUCAAGCGACGGCAGGCCCGGGCCAAGCUAGAGGCCAUGGGCAAAAUACCGAAGGUGCGGCCAAAGUAUCUGCACGAGUCGCGCCACCGGCAUGCCAUGAAUCGGGUGCGAGGCGAAGGAGGCCGUUUCCAUACCUUCGAUCAAGAGUCGAAAUGAUCGCCCGAUCGCCGAAGAUGCAGACAAAAGACGAACAGUCCAAAGAUCCCUUUUCCCUCUCAUCACAUCCACCACCAGCUGGUGCCACCCGGAUUGUACGAACCUUGAAGCAGUGAGAACAGAGCUUUGCGACGACUUGGUACACGACCGGGCGUGGUGGCCAUCGUACGCAACCCAGAACGAACACACACUGUACAUAGUAGCAUACGCGAGAGCCGGAUUUAUCUUUUAAAGCUCCCACUGUAAGACACCGGUAUGAAGGAAAAUCCCAAUAAAAUCCCAAU